This is a messenger RNA of Dovyalis caffra, 627 nucleotides long. The record is from the annotation of a GenBank genome assembly. Lineage: Eukaryota; Viridiplantae; Streptophyta; Magnoliopsida; Malpighiales; Salicaceae.
AUGGCACCGGUAUCGGCAUUGGCCAAGUACAAACUGGUGUUCUUGGGGGAUCAAUCUGUGGGAAAAACCAGUAUCAUCACUCGCUUCAUGUACGACAAAUUCGACAAUAGCUAUCAGGCUACUAUUGGUAUUGAUUUUCUAUCAAAGACAAUGUACCUUGAAGAUCGAACUAUUAGGUUGCAACUCUGGGACACUGCAGGACAGGAAAGAUUCAGGAGUCUCAUCCCAAGUUAUAUUAGGGAUUCCUCUGUGGCAGUCAUUGUUUUUGAUGUUGCGAGCAGGCAAUCAUUCUUGAAUACUUCAAAGUGGAUUGAAGAAGUUCGCAGUGAGCGGGGCAGCGAUGUUAUUAUUGUACUUGUUGGGAAUAAAACAGAUCUUGUGGACAAAAGGCAAGUUUCAAUAGAGGAAGGAGAAGCUAAAGCUCGCGACCUCAACGUCAUGUUUAUUGAAACUAGUGCAAAGGCUGGGUUCAAUAUAAAGGCACUGUUCCGGAAGAUUGCAGCGGCUUUACCAGGAAUGGAAACACUUUCUUCAACUAAGCAAGAAGAUAUGGUUGAUGUGAAUCUGAAGUCUUCCAAUGCAAAUGCAUCACAGUCCCAACAACAGUCAGGAGGAUGCGCCUGCUAA